AUGGGGACACUGCCGGUGCCCCUCGUGGGGCUGGUGACAGGGACCUUCCCGUGGGGACAGCGGUGCCACCUGUCCCCUCCGCCCCGCGGUGUGUCCCCGCCUGUCGCAGCCUCGCUCAAGUUCAAGGUUCAAACUCCACGGGGCCUUUCCGGGGACCGGCGGGGACACAGCGCCAAUGGAGGGGACACUCAGCGACCGCAGGGGACACCCGUGUCCCUGCCCAGCCCCCCGGACACAGAGAGCACCCCCCGCCCCCGGGACCCCCCUGGGGACACGGAGCCCGACGGGGACAAAGUGUGCGCCGUGUGUGGGGACAGGGCCAGCGGGUACCACUUCCACGUCAUGAGCUGCGAGGGCUGCAAGGGCUUCUUCAGGCGCUCUGUCAUCAAAGGUGUUCGCUUCACGUGUCCCCUGGCGCGGCGCUGCCCUGUCACCAAGGCCAAGAGGCGACAAUGCCAGGCCUGUCGCCUCCAGAAGUGCCUCGACGUGGGCAUGAGGAGGGACAUGAUCAUGUCGGAGGAGGCGCUGAGGCGGCGACGGGAACUGCGGGGCCAGCGGGGCCAGCCCGGGGGCCAGCAGGGCCAGCAGGGCCAGCGGGCGGGACUGACGGGCGAGCAGCAGGAACUCAUCGAGCUCCUCAUGGCCGCCCACCAGCGCACCUUCGACUCCAGCUUCUCCCAGUUCAUGCACUGCUGGCCACCCUGCCCUGUCCCCACGUGUCCCCAGCCCGCCGUGCGCCUGUUCGUGCCCAGCCCUCCCGGCUCGGAUGUCCCCUCGGGGCUGUCGCUGUCGCCUUGCGAGGACGCUCUGCCGGACGUGGUGUCGCUGCUGCCGCAGUUCGCCGACCUGAGCACGUUCAUGAUCCAGCAGGUGAUCAAAUUCGCCAAGGAGAUCCCGGUGUUCAGGAGUUUGUCCCUGGACACUCAAAUCUCGCUGCUCAAAGGGGCCACGCUGGGGAUUUGCCAAAUCCGCUUCAACACCGUCUUCAACGCCGACACCAAAGCCUGGGAGUGCGGCCAGCGCUGCUACACCAUCCGCCACGGGGCCCUGGCCGGAUUCCAGCAGGUCUACCUGGAGCCGCUGCUCAAGUUCCACGAGAGCCUGCGGCGGCUGCGGCUGCACGAGGCCGAGUACGCCCUGCUGCAGGCCAUGCUGCUCUUCUCGCCAGACCACGCUGGCAUCGCCCAGCGCGAUGUCAUCGAUCAGUUCCAGGAGAAAGUGGCGCUGACCCUCAAGAGCUACAUCGACCACCAGCACCCCCCGGGCGAGGGCAGGUUCCUGUACGCCAAGCUGCUGCUGCUGCUGACGGAGCUGCAGACGCUGAAGGUGGAGAACACGCGGCAGAUCCUGCACAUCACGGACCUGUCGGCCAUGACGCCGCUGCUCUCCGAGAUCAUCAGCUGAGCCCUGAUGUCACCCCCGGGUCCCUUAAUGUCACCCCCAGUCCGCGCCGGGCACAGAGUAA
Molecule: messenger RNA, 1465 nt
Organism: Sturnus vulgaris (Common starling)
Lineage: Eukaryota; Metazoa; Chordata; Aves; Passeriformes; Sturnidae
Source: RefSeq, a predicted model, not a curated record